Gossypium arboreum is the source of this 1774-nucleotide messenger RNA. RefSeq lists its product as uncharacterized. Lineage: Eukaryota; Viridiplantae; Streptophyta; Magnoliopsida; Malvales; Malvaceae. The record is from RefSeq and is a predicted model, not a curated record. The transcript has 6 exons. Gene Ontology annotation, cellular component: Slx1-Slx4 complex. Bases 580 to 1620 code for a protein of 346 amino acids. Gene Ontology annotation, molecular function: 5'-flap endonuclease activity; crossover junction DNA endonuclease activity. Gene Ontology annotation, biological process: double-strand break repair via homologous recombination.
AAACAUUCAAGUACGAUUUAUAUACAUUUUAAGCAUAAAAACUUUAAUUUUAAUGUUCCCAUCAACUAUCUCAAAGAUUAAUUAGAGGGGUAAAAUGCAAUGUUACCCUACUCUUGUUUAAUCGGUUUCCUCAAAUUAAUUAUCUUAAAUUUGACGAAUUAACUUCCACUACAUCCAAAUUCAAGUCCAUUUGCUGUGCCGUGUGUGAAUUGGAGAGAGAUGAGAAGGGGGAAAAUUGCCUCAGGUGGCAAUGAAGCGAGAAAAGCGAGAAAGAGGAGCGAGAAAGGAGACCCGAAAUCCCUCAAUGCCUAUUUCUAGCAGAGGAAGUCACGAACAGAAGACUUCAAAUGCCGGGAUCUUGAAGUUGACAAUCAAGAACAAAUAAGAGAACCGGGUAAUGAAAACAAGGGCAAGCCGGGAAAAGGGUUCUUCGCUUGCUAUCUGCUAACCUCUCUCGGCCCUCGUCAUAAAGGCCACACCUAUAUCGGAUUUACUGUGAACCCACUGCGUCGAAUAAGACAGCACAAUGGGGAAAUAGGGAGGGGUGCUUGGAGGACAAAGAGGUGAUGCCCGUGGGAAAUGGUUGUGUGCAUAUAUGGUUUUCCAACCAAUGAAUCUGCUCUUCAGUUUGAGUGGGCCUGGCAGCAUCCUCAAGAACCAGCAGCUGUGAGGCAAGCAGCUGCAACAUUUAAAUCCUUCUCUGAUGUCACCAAUAAGAUAAAACUUGCAUAUAUGAUGCUCGCCCUUCCUGCCUGGCGGAGCUUGAACAUCACGGUAAACUACUUCUCAACCAAAUACACAAAUCAUUCUGCUAGUUUCCCAAGCUUGCCGGAGCAGAUGAAAGUUAAAGUUUCACCAAUGGAUGAGCUCCACUGCUAUACUGAACCAAACGAGUUUGAAUACAAAGAUGAUUGUGAUAACUUGGAUGAAUAUGACGAAGUCAGUGAUACAUGUGAAACUGUUCCAGAAACAUAUCCAAAUGAAGUGGUUAUUGUUUCAGCAGAUAAUUUGCAUAGCAUCAUUCAUGAGGCUUGUCAUGAACAAUCUAAACACAUUGAAGAAUAUGGGACAAGAAAACCAGGGAAGUCAUCCAAUCUUGGAGUAGAUACGAGCAUUGCUGGGAACGAGUCUUUGAGGGGCAUGCCGUUUAAAUAUGCUGUGGAAGCUGAUGAAGAUCCACAACGAUCGGUAAAAGAGAAACCAUCAACUACUGACGAGGAAUAUGAAAAGCUAGGGGAAACUUGCACUUUUGGAGUAUAUCACAGGCAGCCAUUUGAUGUUGUCUGUUCACCAGUACGAGCAUCUUCCUCAGUUCUUACUAGCCUUUCUGGUGAAGAGACAGCUGAAGGAACCAAUAUAAGCAUUAUUGACAAGGAAUAUUGGAUUCAGAAGCAAUUUUCAGCUUUUGUAGCGGCCAGUGGAGAUCAAGAGUCAUGGAGAAAAGGGAAACCAUUGACCACUGAAGUUGCAGUUUUGAAAGAUCAUGUCCCUAGUUUCGAUGUCACUCGUGAACCUGAGGUUAAAGAUUUAUUAACCCCAUCUCCCAGCUAUGGAGUCAGGCCAUGCACCAAGAAAAGAAGAAUUUCCAAGUUUUCUCCCGAGAUCAUAGAUCUCACUUGAGUAAUAUGUUACUCGGACUUGGUUUAAGCAUAUACCCGAGAUCGUUAUUGUGAGUGCUUUGCAGCAGGGAUUUACUGCAAGGAUUGUUGUGCAUGUGAUAACUGUUUGAACAAGCCAGAUUAUGAGGAUAUUGUUCUUGAUAUUCGACAUCAAA